AAUGGAAAUUAUACAAAAAGAGAAGCGGGUCAUGAACAUUCCAUUCGGUUCUGCUUCCCGCUCCCUUGCAGACCUCACGUGGCUGUGACCGGAACCGCGCGUCGCCCUCGGCCGCCUCCGUGCGCUCCGGCAUCCGCAUGCGGACGCAGCGAGCCGCAUGGGUUGCUUCCUCGGGAAGUUUACCGUCGGAGACGUUUCCCAUCCCGCCGCCGCAACCGCCGCCGCCGAGACCCCCGCCGCCAGCAGAGCCACCGCGGAGAAGAACCCCGAUUCCCUUGUGACCCAUCUGCCUGUGGAUCCGACGCCUCCCCCUCCACGCCGACUCUUCGUGUCGUAUUCUCCUGGUGACUCUCCCGCGUGGCCUGCCUGGCUCUCCGCCGCCGCCGGCGACGCCCUCGACGGCUGGCCGCCUCGCCGCGCCGACUCUUUCCAAAAGAUUGAGAAGAUUGGGUCGGGCACAUACAGCAACGUGUACAAGGCGAGGGACCUGGUGACGGGGCGGGUGGUGGCGCUGAAGAAGGUGCGGGUGGAGAGCGUGGACUCGGCGGAGAGCGUGGGGUUCAUGGUGCGGGAGAUCGUGUUGCUUCGCCGCCUCGACCAUCCCAAUGUCAUCCGGCUCGAGGGCCUCGCUGUGUCGCGAGUCCCCACCUCGCCCUCUCUCUACCUCAUCUUCGACUACAUGGAGCACGACCUCGCCGGUCUCACCGCUCUCCCCGGCUUCAGCUUCAGUGAGUCCCAGGUCAAAUUCUAUAUGGAGCAACUAUUCUCUGGGCUUGAGCAUUGUCAUAGCCGAGGUGUCUUGCACCGUGAUCUGAAAUGUUCAAAUUUGUUACUUACCAAAGAAGGAAUUCUUAAGAUUGCGGAUUUUGGACUAGCCAUUUCUUAUGAUCAUAACAAUGUAAAGCCAAUGACAAACAGAGUUGUAACCUUGUGGUACCGGCCUCCAGAGUUGCUUCUAGGUGCAACUCAUUAUGGUUUUGGUGUAGACCUGUGGAGUGCUGGUUGCAUUUUGGCAGAGCUUCUUACUGGGAAACCAAUACUCCCUGCAAGAACUGAGGUGGAGCAAUUGCACCGCAUCUUUAAGUUAUGUGGAACCCCAUCAGAAGGCUAUUUUGAGAGACUAAACUUGCAGCAGAAAUCUUCUUUUAGAUCUUAUGAGCGUUGUUUAUGGGAAACAUUUUCAGAUCUUUCACCUUCUGCAGUGGCUCUUCUUGACAAGCUUCUUUCACUUGAUCCGCUUGAGAGAGGAACUGCAACUUCUGUCCUCCACAGUGAUUUCUUCAAAACAAAACCCUAUGCAUGUGGUCCAUCUAGUUUACAACAGUAUCCCCCAAGCAAAGAAAUGGAUAUGCAUCAGAGGAAAAGCAGACAUAAAAGGCAACAAAAUAUCAAUACAAAAGAUGGUAAAUCCAAAUACAGAAUCCAAUUGCAUGAUAAAAAAUACCGAGGACCAGGAGCUCCAAUAGCCAUUGCUAAGGUGCAAGCAGAACUUGAUCGUCUGAGAUGGAUGGCUAGUGCAAGUGCCAUAAAAAUAACUGAAAAAUUCCCACCGCCUCAUCUUGAUGGAGCAAUUGGAAUCACCAUGGACUCGUCGUACGAUGAAUCUUUUGUCAGUAUGGAUGAAUCAUUCACAUCAGCAAGGGUGGCACCAUCGAAAAAUGCUGGUAGUAUGCAUAUAACUUCAGCAGACCGAGCAAGUUCUUUGAGAAAGAUGAAUGGAAGCAGAAAAAACCAUAAGAUGGCUCCUCCUGGAUUUCUCCUUGGAGCGUUUACUCCAUAUCUAUUGAGCAAUUUCAGAAAACGCACCUGAGUACACACAGGCAGGAGGGAAUCAACUAUUGCUCACUGCAAUGUGAAUCAAUCCAGUUUUCAUUUAUAAUACAAGGUAGCUGAGGGUUGCUUCAAGUUAGGACAUGUAAAAUUCUGCAGUUCACCUCCUCACCUACAUCAUAUUCAAGUUUACGACUCAUAUACAAAAUAUAGCAUGGCACAUACUGCAGUCUUGCUAAGAUGGGCGCCAUGAUGUACAGUUUUUUUUUAUUCAUAGAACAUGAUUGUUACAGAUAUUACAUUUUCAUUAUAUAGAAUAAAAAUAUAAUUCUUCUUCCUUGUGACAA
Molecule: messenger RNA, 2117 nt
Organism: Zingiber officinale
Lineage: Eukaryota; Viridiplantae; Streptophyta; Magnoliopsida; Zingiberales; Zingiberaceae
Product: probable serine/threonine-protein kinase At1g54610
Exons: 7
Coding region: 158-1810 (550 amino acids)
Biological process (GO): protein phosphorylation; positive regulation of transcription elongation by RNA polymerase II
Cellular component (GO): nucleus; cyclin-dependent protein kinase holoenzyme complex
Molecular function (GO): ATP binding; cyclin-dependent protein serine/threonine kinase activity; RNA polymerase II CTD heptapeptide repeat kinase activity
Source: RefSeq, a predicted model, not a curated record